AACGUAGACGUCAGAUUGGGAGAAAUGUCGCUACCGUCUGGGCCACGUCUUUUGCUGCUGGGGCUGGCCAUGGUGGCUGCAGGAAUCAGUGGAGGCAGCGCCACGUUCCGCGCGGGCAGAGCCACCCUGCCACGCGCUGAGCUCCUCAAGACCAUCAAGCUCAGGAUCUACGGCAGCUCGACGGCGGACUUCGCCGAGUACCUGCUCGAGUCGCAGGCCGACGGCCUGCUCAAGGACCCCCGGUUCAACGCCAACAAGCCGACCGUGCUGUACUACCACGGGUACACCGAGCACGGCGACAAGGAGAGCGUGCAGACGGUCAUGUCCGCGUUCAUACGACAGGCCAAGUUCAACGUGGUGUUCGUCGACUGGUCCAAGGUCGCCGCCGAGUUCUACGUGAUCCCGCUGCUGCUGGUGCCCGAGGUGGCCAAGCUGGUGGCCAAGCAGCUGGACGCCUGGCACGCCGGGCGCCAGCUCGCCAUCGACAGCCUGUACCUGGUGGGGCACUCGCUCGGCGGCCAGGCGGCCGGGCUCACGGGCAAGAACCUCAGGAACGGGAAGGUGCCUAGGGUCACGGCACUGGAUCCGGCGCUGCCAGGUUUCAACGUCAAGAGCCUCACGACCAACCACAUCGCGCCCUCGGACGCGCACUUCGUCGACGUGAUCCACACGGACGGGGGCAACUACGGCGUCCAGUACGCCACCGGGGACGCCGACUUCUACCCUAACGGCGGGCGGAGGUUGCAGCCCGGCUGCACGCCCAACGCGCGCGCGCUCUCGGACGAGGACUUCUGCAGCCACUGGCGCUCCUGGCGCUUCUUCGCCGAGUCCCUGGACCCCGAGCUGCCGCCGUACGUCGGCGUAGAGUGCGCCAGCUACGACGACUUCGCCGCCGGCAAGUGCGAGGACAACAAGAAAGCCAUUAUGGGAUUCAACACGCCAGUCAGCACGAGAGGCAGCUUCUACCUGGAGACGUCCGACUCCAGGCCCUUCUCCAAGGCGGAGCUUGGGCUGCGGUCCAGCCGAGCCCCCCGCCGCAUGGUCGCCAGGAAGAUGAUACCCCGACGGCGCUUCUUCUGGUUCCUUUGAGCAGCUCGCUGCACCUGGAGGCUGUGAAUUACCUUUGUGAUAUACCUUAUAGCAUAGCGUUUAAAACGUCGGACGAGCAGAGUUUAGGGACACAAAACUAUGUCGGGAGGGGGGGGGGGGGGGGGGGGGGGAGGGGAACUCUAGUGUUUUACAAUCUCGCCAUUCUAAUUCUAAUUAAUUUAACCGACACUUUAGCAACAACGAUUCACCCGAACUCGCCCAUCGCACUGAGACACGCGUGGGUGACUCGACCCAGUGAUUAUGUAAUAGUGAAGACAGAGAUCGCCACUCAUACACCGCCACCGUCACUAACAACGUCAACACGACUCACAUAUUCCUUUCACAAAAAAUCACCAAAACUGACAUCUUUCUUCAUUUUGAACAGAAAAUUUUCUUUCAGAAGUUUAUUUGUUUAUGUUCAUGUUUUUUUUGUUUUUUUUCUUUUGAUGCAUCAGCCAUCAGCCACUGUAGAAAUAAAUAAUAAAAAGUACGUUUUGUAGA
Molecule: messenger RNA, 1590 nt
Organism: Frankliniella occidentalis (western flower thrips)
Lineage: Eukaryota; Metazoa; Arthropoda; Insecta; Thysanoptera; Thripidae
Product: lipase member H-A-like
Biological process (GO): lipid metabolic process
Molecular function (GO): lipase activity
Source: RefSeq, a predicted model, not a curated record